Molecule: messenger RNA, 474 nt
Organism: Laccaria bicolor S238N-H82
Lineage: Eukaryota; Fungi; Basidiomycota; Agaricomycetes; Agaricales; Hydnangiaceae
Exons: 4
Coding region: 1-474 (157 amino acids)
Biological process (GO): karyogamy involved in conjugation with cellular fusion; nuclear membrane fusion involved in karyogamy
Cellular component (GO): endoplasmic reticulum membrane
Source: RefSeq, a predicted model, not a curated record
AUGCUUUUUCUGGUUAUCUUUUGGUUUCAACUCUUCUGGUCUCCCUGCGCGUUCUCAUGGUCAAAACCUCCGAUAAAGUCUUCACCUGAACCUCCCAUAGAAUCCGAUUACGGUAUCUACAAAUCUACCCUUCCUCGGCAUUAUUUCAGACUUCCACAUGCUCUAGAAAGAUACACUCGCAGACCGGACUGCUUUCGCCGAGUCGCAGGUGCGAUAAGGACGCGCUGUGGUGAAUUAGAUAUGGAUGAAGAUGAACGAAUAAACGCUGCCAUUUCUAUGACCCUCUGCGAAAUUGCAACCGCGAAGCAUUAUUCCCUACCGCUAGAAUGUCGCCCGUUCUCACCCGAAGGAAAAGAUCCACGAGAUCCACGCACGCGAAGCGAAUGCGUAGAUGCACUCUCAAGAAGUGCUCAAUUUUGGUCAAGCUAUUCUGGUUAUUUGCGAGAAAUUCGUGGGUCGUCUUUCUUACGUUGA